Condylostylus longicornis is the source of this 2563-nucleotide messenger RNA. RefSeq names its product C-terminal-binding protein (gene CtBP). The transcript is spliced from 8 exons. Lineage: Eukaryota; Metazoa; Arthropoda; Insecta; Diptera; Dolichopodidae. Bases 720 to 2084 code for a protein of 454 amino acids. The record is from RefSeq and is a predicted model, not a curated record. Gene Ontology annotation, molecular function: oxidoreductase activity, acting on the CH-OH group of donors, NAD or NADP as acceptor; transcription corepressor activity; NAD binding.
GUGAUAAAUGUUCAGUGGAUUAUUAAGUUAACCAAUUUUUUUUUAAUACAAAAUAAGUUAAAUUUUUAUAAUAAUUUAUACCGGUGAAACACAAUCUUAUUGAAAUCAUAUAAGUAAAUAUUGCAAUUUUAAAUUUAUUUAAAAUAAUUUGUGAAAUUUUAAAACAUUAUACAGUGUUGAGGAUUUUUGAUAAUAAAUAUUGAUUUGGAUCAUUCGCAUUAUUCUAGCCGUCAUAUUCUACAUUAUACUCGUCAUUUAAAUCGCCAUUGUAAUAAUGCCGAGAAAGUGCUAGGAAUGUACGAUGCAAAAAUGAAGAUAUUUUGUCCUGAAAAGGUUUUAUCUUCAUUGUAAAUUUGAAAAUUGAAAGAAAAGGAAAAAAUAAUUAAGUUUUGGUCAAGCAUAUAUUUAGGCACUAACUUGUCAAUAAGCAAAUAUAUAUUAUAUAUAAUAAAGAAUUAAAUAUAAUCACACAUAAAGAGGAUAAAUUUUGUUUCUAAGAAAAAGCAGCACAAUAUAUAAGCAUAACAUAGCUCAAAAUAAAAAAAAAGAUAUAAUUUAUAAACGUAUAAAAUAAUAUUAUUACACACUAAAGUUUAAGUUAAAUAUAUAAAAAUACUUUUAGAGAAUUUAAGUCAUUCAUUUAUAUAUAAAGGGUAAAUAUUGAGUAAAGGAUAAAUAUUAUUUUUACAAAAUACAAAAAUUAAAAAUAAAUUGACAAAAUGGAUAAAUCAAUGAUGAUGCCAAAACGUUCGCGUCUGGAUGUAAAGGGACCUUUUGCAAAUGGUCCUUUACAACAGUCUAGGCCAUUGGUUGCUUUGUUGGAUGGACGUGAUUGCUCCAUUGAAAUGCCUAUAUUAAAAGAUGUUGCAACUGUAGCAUUUUGUGAUGCUCAAAGUACAUCAGAAAUACAUGAAAAGGUUUUAAAUGAAGCUGUAGGAGCAUUAAUGUGGCAUACAAUAAUUUUAACAAAAGAAGAUUUGGAAAAAUUUAAAGCAUUACGUAUAAUUGUACGCAUUGGUAGUGGGACUGAUAACAUUGACGUUAAAGCAGCUGGUGAACUAGGUAUUGCGGUAUGCAAUGUACCAGGCUAUGGUGUCGAGGAAGUUGCUGAUACAACAAUGUGCUUGAUAUUAAACUUAUAUCGUAGAACUUAUUGGCUAGCUAAUAUGGUUAGAGAAGGAAAAAAAUUUACCGGACCUGAACAAGUCAGAGAAGCAGCUCAUGGUUGCGCAAGAAUAAGAGGAGACACAUUAGGUUUAGUUGGUCUAGGACGCAUUGGAAGUGCUGUCGCCUUAAGAGCGAAAGCAUUCGGUUUCAAUGUUAUAUUCUAUGACCCAUAUCUUCCGGACGGCAUUGACAAAUCUCUUGGUUUGACACGUGUUUAUACAUUACAAGAUCUACUUUUUCAAUCAGAUUGUGUAUCGUUGCAUUGCACAUUAAAUGAACAUAACCAUCACCUUAUAAAUGAAUAUACUAUUAAACAAAUGAGACCUGGUGCAUUUUUGGUAAAUACUGCUAGAGGUGGUUUAGUUGAUGACGAAGCUUUAGCUAUAUCGCUAAAACAAGGAAGAAUUAGAGCUGCAGCUUUAGAUGUUCAUGAAAAUGAACCAUAUAAUGUAUUCCAGGGAGCACUAAAAGACGCUCCAAACUUAAUAUGCACACCACAUGCAGCUUUUUAUAGUGAAGCAUCUUCAACAGAAUUACGAGAAAUGGCAGCAACUGAAAUUAGGCGGGCGAUUGUUGGCAAUAUUCCAGAUGUAUUGAGAAAUUGUGUUAACAAGGAAUAUUUUAUGAGAACACCUAACGCAAGUGCUGCACACGCAGCUGCAUACACAGAAGGAUUAAAUGGAGGAUAUUAUUCAGGCUCACUGCAACAGGCUCAUAGUACGACCCCACAUGAAGCACCUCAUACCGCGGGAGCUCAUGCUCCGUCAGCUGUAAAUCCAUCACCAGUUUCAGCACCGCAAGUAACAGCACCACCAGUUCCAGGCCUUCAACUUGGACUUGUGAGUAAAUCGCCCCUGAAUGCGCCGGAUCCUAGCAACCAUCAUUCAGUUAAAUCCGAAUCGUCAGAGGUCCAAUAGCUUCAAUCUGGCAAAUUAAAAAAAAAAAAAUACAAAAAAAAAAAAAAAUAAAACAAAAUAAAAAAAAAAACUUAAUAUUAAAUUGAUGAAGGUUAAUUUAAAAUCAAAAUAAAAAGUAUAAUAAAAGAUUAAAAACAUUUAAAAUAAUUGAGCAAAAAGUAAUAUUGAAUUUGGGAAUAAAAACAACAUUUUCAAAAGAAAGAAACAAGAAGCAGCAAAAGCAUCCAUAAAACUUGUAGAGAUCUUUGAGUUAAUCAACCAUCAAAAAAAAAAGAUAUUUUCUUUAAUUAAUUAUAAAAAUAUUUGUAUUUAUAAGAGAGACAAAAAAAAAAGUAAAAAAAAAACUUGUGAAACUAUUUUUAUUAGAUUUUAAUUUUAAUUUUAUUUCCAAGAUUUAAGAAUAAGACGUAUAUAUAUAUUUAAAAAAAAUAUACCGGAUGUAAUAAAAAACAAAAACUUAAAAAAUGCAUUGUACUUUA